Molecule: messenger RNA, 1274 nt
Organism: Paralichthys olivaceus (Japanese flounder)
Lineage: Eukaryota; Metazoa; Chordata; Actinopteri; Pleuronectiformes; Paralichthyidae
Source: RefSeq, a predicted model, not a curated record
AAAACACUGAAACCAGGACUUGUAUAAUCAUGCAAGAUUACCUUGAGGCAACAAAAAAAAGAAAAAAAUACUGUAACUGGAGGGUCUCUGAGGAUUUCUGAGUGUCUUUGCUCAGAGUUGGGUUUUCUUACAGCACAGAAGAGCUUUGACGAUCUCUUUCAUACAGUCAUGGAUGAAAAAGGAUCUGUGGAUUCUCUGGACUUAGUGAGCCCUUACCUGUUCACAUACAAAAAGAGGAACUUUCUGGUCAAGGACAUAUUCCGACCCAAGGACUUUGACACGCUCCAGCAUUUUGAGCUCCGUCCAACUGAUGUCCUCCUCAUCACGUACCCCAAGUCAGGYWCAGUGUGGAUGCAACAGAUCAUUGUCCAGAUCAUGGAUCAGGCACACCCUGAACAGGCAGAGGAUGCCAGCAACAGGACCCGAGUUCCUUGGCUGGAGGAAAKAUCUGYGSAUKACCCUAACCGAGAAAGGCCAGAUCCUCGGAUCUUUGGCACACAUCUCCCCCCUGACAUGUUGCCCCUCGCAGUGAAAGAACAGCAAAUCAAGCUUAUUUAUGUUUGGAGGAACCCGAAGGAUAUCCUGGUGUCCCUGUAUCACUUUGCUCAGAGUUGGGUUUUACUGGAAACUCCAAAGAGCUUUGAGGAUUUUUUCCAGCAGUUCCUGGAUGGGAAAGUUUACAUGGGGUCAUGGUUUGAUCAUSUUAAUGAGUAUUCCGCAGCACGGAACCAACUGAACAUCCAUUUUGUGCAGUAUGAGAACMUGUUGAAGGACCUCAGAGGGGAAGUUGUGAAGCUUUGUGCUUUCCUUGAACAAGACUUGACAGACGAAGCAAUCGAUCGUGUUGUGGAGAUGUCCACCUUCAAAAACAUGAAGACCAACCCCAAUGCAAACUAUAAGGACUUUCUCGAAAGAGAACGCUACAAGAAGGAAACCAUGCGCAAAGGGGUGGCAGGUGACUGGAAGAAUCACUUCACAGUGGCCCAGAAUCAGCGUUUUGACAAAGUCUUCAAAGAAAAGAUGAAGAACUUUCCUCUGACCUGCAUCUGGGAGAUGAGUCAGUAGCUGCUCUCCAAUUCAGCUCAGCUCUUUACUGCAGAGAUUGAUUUUCUCCCUCAGUGAUCCACACUGCAACUGCUUUUCACCAGCGUCAGAACUCAUCUCUUUUUGCUGCUCAGGUUAAAAGUUUGGCUCAUCUGUUUUCAUCCUUCCGGGUUUUUUAUCUGCUUCUGAGAUUUUUGCUGCCGCCUCAAUAAAAGAUGUGAAGAUGAAAA